Messenger RNA from Puccinia graminis f. sp. tritici CRL 75-36-700-3, 435 nucleotides. RefSeq lists its product as uncharacterized. NCBI's taxonomy places the organism in Eukaryota, Fungi, Basidiomycota, Pucciniomycetes, Pucciniales, Pucciniaceae. The transcript is spliced from 3 exons. The record is from RefSeq and is a predicted model, not a curated record. Bases 1 to 435 code for a protein of 144 amino acids.
AUGAUCGGGGAGAGCGUCAUAGAGGCAUGCAUGUUUGCGUAUUGCCGGGUGAUGAUGGGGACAAGAAUCAGUACAGACACUUUCCAAUUCGACUUGAAUGUGAUGGCCAGUGGCCCUGGCACCUCCUCCACCUACGCAAUCACGACCAUCAAAAUCCUUGUGGCACAACCCAUCACUCGAAUGGCCGGUCUGCUAUCGGUUUGGGACGCGCACCCUUCCAUGCGGGAGGAAGUGGCUCGUCGGCUUCUGGCCAGUUCGGGUGCAACCCGCGAACGGCGCGGUUGCUUAGUUAGCAAUUUUGUUGGCCAGAGGAAUAUGAACAUGGGUGUUCAAGCGACCAAAACAUUGCCUUUGGUGACAGAGCUUAUGUUCGAAGAUCGAAUGAGCUGUGUGGAUCUGAUGAGGACGGAUGGUGUUGUCCACCGGGGGUAUUGA